CUUGUAUACUAAUCUCGUCUUACUAGAAGAAUAUGGAACAGAGAAGCGAGUGCUAGAUUACAAUAAUAUGCUUGAUCUGAAAGUCAAUGGAGAGUUCCCCAAGCGGAUCAUGGUUCAGGGAGAGGCAGGUGCUGGGAAAACAACAUUUUGUGCUAAGAUUGCCUGGGACUGGGUUGAAGGGAGGCAUUUCAGUCACUUUGUGUGGGUCUUGAUAGUUCCUCUACGUGAAUUUAAGCAGCACUCUAUUGGCGAGAUUGCAAAGUCUUAUCUGCCCCAAAACAAUCCAGCAACAGUUUCUCAGAUUACUGAGUAUAUCCGGUCAAAUCCUGACAAGGUAUUCAUUGCAUUUGAUGGGCUAGAUGAAGUCAGUUUCAAAAUCAUGCCUACUGAUCAAAUGCAGCUUCAGCCAUCACAGCCAUGUGUUACCUCCUCAGAGGCAUGUGGAAGCUCAUCUGAGACUGGUGAUAUUGGACUUGUAGAGAUUCUUUGUUCAGAUCAACUUGCCUCUUGCCCAGUCUUGGUGACCACUCGCCCAUGGAGAGCAGUAGAGAUUAGAUCAGAUGGUGAUCUAAUGAAGCUCUACACAUUCAUUCGUGUUGAGGGUUUCAACAGAGAGAAUUUGUCAGUUUACAUUUACAAAUACUUUCCAAAGAAUGAUGAUAAAGCAAAUCAGCUUAUCCAGUUCACCAGUGAGAAUGAUGUCAUAUCUGAAAACAUGGCCCACUAUCCUAUAUAUGUAGCCAUGUUGUGUCUUAUGUGGAAAGAACUUGACGAGCAAAAACUAAAGGUAAUGAAAUCACUGAAAUCUUUUUCUCAGAUAUUCAAAGAGAUGAUUGCCUUUCUGAAAGAACAUUAUGCUCAGAAAAAGGUGAAGAAAGUAGGCAGUCCCUCAUUUCUUUCCUAUUUGAAAAAAAUUGAUGAGCUCCUUGGACCCAUUGCUAAACAGGCCCUCAAUGGUCUGCUAGAAAAUACCUUGAUUUUCGGUGAAGAUGAUUUCCAAAUUUGCCCAGAAUCCAAGGAAACUGCCUGUAAGGUCGGGAUUUUGUCUCAGGAGGACAGAAUUACCACUAGCAUUGACAUACAUAAGAGGGAUGCUCAUGUGCAAUUGCCAGUCUUCUUUCCUCACAAACUGUUUCAGGAGUACAUGGCUGGAGUCCAUCUUGCUUCCCUGUAUGAAUCAGAUCGUAAUGCAUUCAACAUGCUGAUUGAGCAAGUAGUGCUGCCAAGGAAGAAUGAGUUUAGGUAUCUCCUGUACUUCACUGUGUCACAAAACAAAAGUAUUGCAACUUACAUUCUGAACUCUAUGCUUCAGGGUUUAGACAUAGAUGUACAUGUAGGUAGAGAGUUACCUAUCAUUGUUGGUUAUUAUGCCGAUGUGAGUAGGCUAGACAUAGCUGUAGGUAGAGAGUUAUCUUUCAUUGUUGAUGUAGCCUUUGAGAGUCAGGACCCAGAUGUAGCAGUCUUGGUGAAGGACAGGGUUUCAUCAAAGGAAAUUGCACUGACCAUAUCCGAUGGCAUGACAGCACACACUGUAGCUGGUUAUGCUUUCAUUGGACCACAUGUGGUUUCACUCAGGAUUGACAGAAGUUGUGGACCUACUAUGUCACUUGAUGUGGCAGAGAUAAUAUGCUCCAUGCCAUCCUUGAAGAAAGUUUGUCUACAAUAUGAAUUCUGUGGCCAUCAAUGUUUUUUUGAAACACUUGCAAGGAAAGGAAAAGAAUCAAAGGUGAGCGGUUCAUCCACAAUUGUGAUGUACAUGUAUGUGUGAUAUUUUUUAUUUAUUCCAUUAGCAUCUCUUCCCUUUCUAAUGUACAUUUUACUUUUCUUUAAGUCCUUUAAAUGUCUCUUAUAUGCUGGUUCUUUUGACAGAAGAAUAUAUGAAUGGUCUUUUCACUAAGUCUGCAGCAGUGUUAAUAAAAGCCUUUAAGUGUGAAUACUAUAACCGUGGAAACCGUGGAAGAUCACAAGUUACUCAAAGGGGAAGUCCACCCUGAUAUUA
Messenger RNA from Strongylocentrotus purpuratus (purple sea urchin), 1999 nucleotides. Its product is annotated as NACHT, LRR and PYD domains-containing protein 3-like. The record is from RefSeq and is a predicted model, not a curated record. The coding region runs from base 68 to 1768 and encodes 566 amino acids. Lineage: Eukaryota; Metazoa; Echinodermata; Echinoidea; Camarodonta; Strongylocentrotidae. The transcript has 2 exons.